UGCAGAAUUUUGAUGUAGCGAUUAGUGUUUUGGUUUUCUUUGUCUUUUCUAGUGAGCUUUGGCAUUAGACAAUCGUUGAACCUUCACUGUUUUUCUUGAAAUUAGGACAACUCCACACCGGGCCGAGGAUUGCUAAUCUCCUGCUGGAGAAUGACUAGAUUUCAAAGUUGGAUAUCCGUGUGUCAUCUUAUGGGCUUUAGUUGAAUUGGGUCUCAUAUUUUUUUAUAUUUUCUUCAUAUGAAUCUUGUCAGAAUCAGAUCUUAAUCUGAGGUCGUAUGCUGUUCUCUAAAUGUUUCUUGUGAUUUUGAAUACUCUAUUUAGUAUUGGGAUUAUGUAUCGCUACUAAUUUCUUGGGGUCUUAGACUUCACAAUGAGAUUAUAUUUCUAUUCUCUUGGCAUGGACUUGACAAGGCUUUUGCUUCCAUUCUUUAUAUGUCUUCUCAGUUAGUGUCUUGAAACAGGUCUUUAUUUCUGUUUCCAUUCCUUGGAGCCAAUAAAAUUUUUAUCUGGCACUGUUGAUCAGAGUUUAGAUAUUUCUAACUUGGUGGUUUUGGCAGAGUCUGUCAUACGAUAAUAUUCUGUUUUUGGUUUAUCAUGUCUGAAUUUAUUUGCUUCUGCUAUUGAAUUUAGAUAUUGAGGAAAGCAUAAAUUGUCAACUGUGAAGAUGGAGAUAACCAAUGUUUCCGAGUAUGAGGCCAUUGCAAAGAAAAAAUUGCCAAAGAUGGUUUAUGACUACUACGCAUCUGGUGCAGAGGACCAGUGGACUCUUCGGGAGAACAGAAAUGCAUUCUCCAGGAUUUUGUUUCGGCCUCGUAUUCUUAUUGAUGUGACCAAGAUAGACCUGACCACUACUGUCUUGGGCUUCAAAAUAUCAAUGCCCAUUAUGAUUGCUCCAACUGCCAUGCAAAAAAUGGCACAUCCUGAAGGAGAGGACGCAACAGCAAGGGCAGCAUCAGCAGCUGGCACAAUUAUGACAUUAUCCUCAUGGGCUACCUCAAGUGUUGACGAGGUUGCUUCUACAGGGCCUGGAAUUCGCUUUUUCCAGCUUUAUGUAUUCAAAGACAGGAAUGUAGUUGCACAACUUGUGAGAAGAGCUGAAAGGGCUGGUUUUAAGGCAAUUGCCCUCACUGUUGAUACUCCAAGACUAGGUCGCAGGGAAGCUGAUAUUAAAAACAGGUUCUCUGUACCACCAUUCUUGAUAUUGAAGAAUUUUGAGGGAUUGGACCUUGGCAAGAUGGGUAAGACAGAUGACUCUGGAUUUGUUUCAUACGCUGCUGGUCAAGUUGAUCAAUCGUUUAGCUGGAAGGAUGUGAUGUGGCUUCAGACAAUCACUUCAUUACCAAUUCUAGUGAAAGGUGUUCUAACUGAAGAGGAUACGAGGUUAGCCAUUCAAAAUGGAGCAGCGGGUGUCAUUGUGUCCAAUCAUGGAGCUCGUCAACUUGAUUAUGUCCCAGCCACUAUCAUGGCUCUGGAGGAGGUUGUCAAAGCUGCACAAGGCCGAGUUCCUGUUUUCCUGGAUGGCGGGGUCCGGCGUGGAACAGAUGUUUUCAAAGCAUUGGCACUUGGAGCCUCUGGAAUAUUUAUUGGAAGGCCUGUUGUCUUUUCUUUGGCUGCUGACGGUGAGGCUGGUGUAAGAAAGGUACUCCAAAUACUUCGUGAUGAGUUUGAGCUUACUAUGGCAUUAAGCGGAUGUCGUUCACUCAAUGAGAUCACUCGUAAUCACAUUUUUACAGAAUGGGACCAACGUCGUCCUUUCCCUAUCCCAAGGUUAUAAAAUGCCUUGAAUAUCACCGAUGGGCCUACAUAUUUUCCAGUAAGUGUAACGUUCCAUUUUGUAUG
Messenger RNA from Telopea speciosissima, 1839 nucleotides. Its product is annotated as peroxisomal (S)-2-hydroxy-acid oxidase-like. NCBI's taxonomy places the organism in Eukaryota, Viridiplantae, Streptophyta, Magnoliopsida, Proteales, Proteaceae. The coding region runs from base 665 to 1774 and encodes 369 amino acids. Gene Ontology annotation, molecular function: oxidoreductase activity; FMN binding. The transcript has 12 exons. The record is from RefSeq and is a predicted model, not a curated record. Gene Ontology annotation, cellular component: peroxisome.